AUGGAGUCGGGAGAUGUGGACAAUUACUUUAUGCUCGAUAUGGAGGGUGCGCAAGAGGAGGGGGAAGAGGAGCUUGAACAGCCUCAGGAAGGCCAAGAUGGCGAAGCAGAGGCAGACCUCGGGUGGGCGGUCGACACCGCUGCUGACACCCGGGAUGUGGCGGCAGAUGUCGGUGACACCGAUUUCGAGGAGUAUGCCGCAGACUUAGAAGCGCAAGCGCAGCUGCAGAUGGAAGCGGAGGUGGACGCCCAAGCAGAGCUUGCCUUGGCCGAAGAGGAUGCCCGCGCACAGGAGCUGGCCCAGGAGGCAGCAGCGGUGGCGGCGGCCUUCGGAGUGGAAGACGAGCUCCCAAACUUCGCAAUGGAGUUCGCUCCAGAGAAUGGGACGCCCGUCCACAUGCAGCAUGAGGCGUUGGACUUUGAGGCAGCUGGGGAAGCUGAGCCCGGGGAAGAGGAAGCUCCCGAGCAGGCUGACACAGAGGAGGUCGCUGAAGGCGAUGCAGAGAUGCAAGAGGACGAGGCAGACAGGGCGGAUGAAGCCGGCGACAGUGCUGCGGUAAGCUUGCAGCCAUCACGGAAGCGGUCUCGCGAUGCAGCCUUCGCGGAAGCGCAGGAGCUCCUCGCGACGAUCACACCAGCGGCUUUGUUGGGGAAGCUUCGGCGCCUGGACCCAAUGACGGGCAUCGACGAGUAUUACCUGGUCGAGGUUGAAGGUCAGAAAGAGUUGGAGGGCCAGGCCCUCGCCGAGGACUUCCAACUCACCCGGGACUUCUACUCCGCACAGGCGCUGGAGAACUCCCUCGUGUCGAUGCGUGCCGCAGUGCAGCGAGUGCAGUCACGAGUGAAGAUCCCGGAGAACAGCAGCAUGAUAGAAGUCCUUCCAGGCCGCAUCUUUCUUGGCGAUGCUGCCGCAGCUCGUAAUAUCCCGGCCAUUCUGCAGAACAAGAUUCAGAAGGUCAUUAACUGCUCUCCACAAACAGUGCGAGACACAGGCCAGGGAUUCUACGGUCCCGGAGUUGAGUACCUCGAGUUGUGGCAUGAUGACUUUGAGGACUAUUGCAUCCUCUGCGACUUUGAUGUGGCUUGGUCCUUCGCCUACUCCGACGACUCGAGUGGGCCCGUGCUGGUUCAUUGCGAAGCCGGCGUGAACCGCAGCUGCGCCCUCGCAAUAGCGAUGCGCAUGAGGAUCCUGCUGGAGACGAGCCAAUCUUCAGACCCAGAGAUGCUGUUCAAGUCCUCGUGGUGCCACGUAGCAGCCAGAAAGCAAAGAGUCCUCACUACGACCGGAUUCCAGCGGCAGCUGCUGCUAUUUGCCCGCAUGGGCUGCUGUUGGUUCCCAACUCUGGAUAUGGUUUGGAGAACUGUUCAAGAACGCCACAUGGCACAGUUCCGCGCACUUGCUGAAGACACAGCCAAACAAAUUGUGUGCGCAAACUCGGAUUUUCCGCCAGGGACCUGGUGGCGGGCCAUCGUUUUCAUCAGAGAUGCAACAAUGCGAGGUGAGAAGAAAAUCGAAGGAGGCUACGACCUCAGCACCGACUCCAAGCGCAACACUGCGGAGAACCGCGUGCGUGGCUAUGCCACAUCAGCAAUGCCCAAGCUUGUCGCAGCAGCGAAAGCUGGCCCGACUCCUGCGGCAAGCGCCAUGAGCGAAAAGCAGCGCUUGGAGCCUGGCGGGCUUUGCUUGGGGUAG
Molecule: messenger RNA, 1692 nt
Organism: Symbiodinium necroappetens
Lineage: Eukaryota; Dinophyceae; Suessiales; Symbiodiniaceae
Source: the annotation of a GenBank genome assembly